Messenger RNA from Arabidopsis lyrata subsp. lyrata, 1049 nucleotides. RefSeq names its product mitochondrial import inner membrane translocase subunit PAM16 like 1. The record is from RefSeq and is a predicted model, not a curated record. The transcript is spliced from 5 exons. Lineage: Eukaryota; Viridiplantae; Streptophyta; Magnoliopsida; Brassicales; Brassicaceae. Gene Ontology annotation, biological process: protein import into mitochondrial matrix. Gene Ontology annotation, cellular component: TIM23 mitochondrial import inner membrane translocase complex. The coding region runs from base 425 to 766 and encodes 113 amino acids.
CAGUACCAUAUACUUUGUAUCAAACUAUACUUUGUAGAAGUGUUUGAAUGAAAAGUUGAGAUUAUCAAAGCACCAUUAAAUCUUCAAAUAAUAAAUAUUGGGGCCAAAAUAGAAUUUCUUGAAACAUUUGGGGGUUGUACUUAAAUAUCCAGGUUUUUAAAGUAGUGGGCCUAAAGUUUACAUGUAGGCCCAAACUACGUUCCGAAGUCGGUUAGGGUUCUUAAUGAGGAUAUCACCUGAAACUCCGAGUUUCUCCCUCCGCCUCCGCCUCCGCCAUAGAACGCAGAACUGUGUGGUUCACCGUGGUCGUCGAACCCCUAGUUCCUCGAUUCCGAUACAUUAAACAUAGACGUAUUACCGUCUCUUGUUCUCCUGGUAUUACGUCUGUCGAAGUCUCCAUUUUCGGUCUGAUUAUUCUCUGACGAUGGCUGCAAGAGUUUUGGCAAGUUUGUUUGUGAUGACCUCUGGAAUCAUAGCCAGGGCUUGUACUCAGGCAUAUCGUCAGGCGCUUGCAAAUGCAUCUAAAACCGGGGUUGUGCAUGAAGCAGCGCAGAAGAUUAAGAGAGGGUUGAUAAUAAGUGAACCAGAAGCUAGACAGAUUCUUGGUGUAACUGAGAAAUCAUCUUGGGACGAGGUUAUUAAGAAAUACGACACAUUGUUCCAACGCAAUGCGCAGAACGGAAGCUUUUAUCUCCAAUCAAAGGUCCAUAGAGCUAAGGAAUGCUUAGAGGCUGCAUACCAGAAGAAUUCAACAAGAAGCGUAUGAAUAAGCAAUGAAACUUUAGGAGCAGAUCAGGAACAUAUCUUUUGAUACAAGUUUUAGUUUUAGACGACAAGUUUGAAAUUGUGUGGAGAUAGCCGCAAAAGUUGACAUGAGACAAGGUCGGUGAUGGCCGGAGGUGGCCAGUAACCGACUCACCGGCCGUUGAUAAAGUCUUGAUAUUUUUGUUUAAUAAUAUUGACAUUUCUAGGUCUUAGGUAAACUCGUUGAAUUCUAGUCUGUCGAGUUGAAUUAUCUGAAACUGAAAAAUAUGUCUAUUUCAUUUUAA